Mercenaria mercenaria is the source of this 7426-nucleotide messenger RNA. RefSeq lists its product as uncharacterized. Lineage: Eukaryota; Metazoa; Mollusca; Bivalvia; Venerida; Veneridae. The coding region runs from base 158 to 724 and encodes 188 amino acids. The transcript is spliced from 2 exons. The record is from RefSeq and is a predicted model, not a curated record.
CUUAAAUACGCUUGCAGGGGACCAGUCUAAGAUAAUUGCCGUCACAAGGUUGCUUCCCUUCGACUAAUUUCCCCCAUUUGUUGAUAAGGGUCUUGUUUGUGUUUUCUUUGAUAACGGGGAAGGUGUUUACUUGCUAACCAAAUAAGAGGUGUUUGGAAUGGCGCGUCAGAUCAGUACAUCAGUCUCGGACUUUGUUCUAGCGUGCUCAGUCUUUUAUGUUGCUUCCUAUUUAUUCAUUGGUAACAACAGAUAUGCUGCUACAGGAUUACUUAUCCAAGGAGCAGCAGCUAGCGUUGGUGUGGCGAGGUUUGCCAUGAGACGUCCUGAAUCUACCCCAGUGUUCCGUGCUCACAAACUUUUAUCAUGGCUAGCUGCCACGGCUGGAAUGGGACUCAUUGCUUACCAGUACUGCACAAAUUAUGGAGCGCUAACGAUGAGCUAUGUCAUAAUAUCAUUUUCUGGGCUGGUUACAAUAUCUUCACAAUUUAUGGAUGCCAAGAACAAACAGUUGUUUGUUCAGGCCAGUAGCGGACUGGCAUUGUUAACAGUUUUGAUUUUGUCGCUGCUACAAAUGAAUAUUUAUGGAAUAUCAGCAGCACUGACGUACAUACUGUCUGGAGCUAUAUUCGGUAGUGAAGGAGUUAUGCUUGGCUUUCAGAGAGUCGAUUUGUUGCAUUAUGGUCUAGUGGCAGGGAAUAUUUUCUUCCUGUUUUCAUUAAGUUAAAAUCUUUACCAGGUGAAACAGUACACAUCUAUCCAUCAGACAUGAAACAUUUUGAUUAAUCUUAUUGUGUAAUAAUUGCGGCUAACUUGUUACUUGCAUUUUGUAUAGGUACUCUAAAAUGAUUACUUGUAAAACUGUUAGGGAAGGAAGAUCAGGACAAUGAAAAUACAGUUAAAUAUAAUAUGCUAACGAUCAUCUUCAAUGUAAAUCAGAAUGUAUCGAUCUUCUUUCUAAAUCACUUAAAACACACUGUUGAGAACUUAAUAUAGGGACCACUUAAAUAGUAAUCAUAACAGGAAAACAAUCUUUAUGCCUUUAGACAUAUAGUGUAUAAUGUAAGUUCAGUUGGGACCAUCACCAUACAAUCCAUCUGACAGAAAGAUCUGCAAUGUGUCAUCACAGCAGCCAUAAUAUAUAGUGUGCCAUAGGAAGAUGAAUAAAUAGAAGGAUAAUUAUUGUAGAAAUAGGAUUUUUUGCGCAGGAGUGAAAAUGUUGUUUACCAGUGAAAGAUAUUUUAACCUUAAAUGCGUGCCCAAAAGGAUGUAUUAUGUAAUAGAGUUACUUUUUAGCUCGACUAUUCGAAGAAUAGUCUAGCUAUUCUACUCACCCUGGCAUCGGCGUCGGCGUCGGCGUCACACCUUGGUUAAGUUUUUGCAUGCAAGUACAUACAGCUAUCAUUUAAAGGCAUAUAGCUUUGAAACUUAUUUAUUCUUUUUCUAGGCCAAUUACCAACCUCUCUUGGUCAAGUCCCGUAACUCUGACAUGUAUUUUGAGCAAAUUAUGCCCCCUUUUGGACUUAGAAAAUUUUGGUUAAAGUUUUACAUGCAAGUUACUAUCUCCAAAACUAAUGCAGAUAUUGAAUUGAAACUUCACAUGUGUCUUUGGGGUUAUAAAACUAGUUGAUAGCACCAAGUCCCAUAACUCUGACCUUCAUUUUGGCAAAAUUAUGCCCCCUUUUGGACUUAGAAAAUUCUGGUUAAAGUUUUGCGUGCAAGUACAUACAGCUAUUACUAAAAGGCAUAUAGAUUUGAAACUUAUUUUUUCUUUUUCUAGAUCAAUUACCUACCUCACUGGUUCAAGCCCCAUAACUCUGACAUGUAUUUUGGCCAAAUUAUGCCCCCUUUUGGACUUAGAAAAUUCUGGUUAAAGUUUUGCGUGCAAGUACAUACAGCUAUUACUAAAAGGCAUAUAGAUUUUAAACUUAUUUUUUCUUUUUCUAGGUCAAUUACCUACCUCACUGGGUCAAGUCCCAUAACUCUGACACGUAUUUUCGGCAAAUUAGACCCCCUUUUGGACUUAGAAAAUUCUGGUUAAAGUUUUAUAUGCAAGUAACUAUCUCCAAAACUACUACAGAUAUUAAAUUGAAACUUCACAUGUGUCUUCGGGGUUAUAAAACUAGUUGAUAGCACCAAGUCCCAUAACUCUGACAUGUAUUAUGGGCAAAUUAUGCCCCCUUUUGGACUUAGAAAAUCCUGGUUAAAGUUUUGCGUGCAAGUACAUACAGCUAUGACCAAAAGGCAUAUAGCUUUGAAACUUAUUUAUUCUUUUUCAAGGUCAAUUACCAACCUUACUGGGUCAAGUUCCAUAACUCUUAACAUGUAUUUUGGGCAAAUUAUGCCCCCUUUUGGACUUAGAAAAUUCUGGUUAAAGUUUAACAUGCAAGUUACUAUCCCCAAAACUAAUGCAGAUAUUGAAUUGAAACUUAACAUGUUUCUUCGGGGUUAUAAAACUAGUUGAUAACAUCAAGUCCCAUAACUCUGAUAUGUAUUUUGGUCAAAUUAUGUCCCCUUUCGAACUUAAAACUCUUUUGAUAUUUAACAUUUUGGGUAAUAAUUUCCUGCUUCUGUGACAAUAUUUCGAAUAGUCGAGCUUGGCUGUCUUACGGACAGCUCUUGUUAGCUUGACUAUUCAAAGAAUAAGAGAGCUAUUGGACUCAGGUCUGCGUCUGUGUCCGUGUCGGUGACCGGAUUUGGUUAAGUUUUUGUAUGUAAGCUGGUAUCUCAGUAACCACUUGUGGAAAUGGAUUGAAACUUCACACACUUAUUCACUGUGAUAAACUGACUUACGUUGCCCAGGUACCAUAACUUUUUUGCUUUUUUACAAAAUUAUGCCCCUUUUUCAACAUAGAAAUUUUUGGUUAAGGUUUUGUAUGUAAGCUGGUAUCUCAGUACCCACUAAUGGGAAUGUAUUGAAACUUCACACACUUGUUCACUGCCAUCAUCUGACAUGCACUAAGCAGGUCCCAUAACUCUACUUUGCAUUUUUAGCUCACCUGUCACAUAGUGACAAGGUGAGCUUUUGUGAUCACCCUCCGUCCGUCGUCUGUGCAUGCAUGCGUGCAUGCAUCCGUCAACUAUUUCUUGUCUGCACGAUAGUGGUUUCAUUAUUGAUUUUAUUUUAACCAAACUUGCACACAACUUGUAUCACCAUAAGAUGUCGGUUCCUUUCUUGAACUGGCCAGAUCCCAUUAUGGGUUCCGGAGUUAUGGCCCCUGAAAGGGCCAAAAAUAGCUAUUUUGACCUUGUCUGCACAAUAGCAGCUUCAUUUAUGAUUUGAUUUUAACCAAACUUGCACACAACUUGUGUCACCAUAAGAUCUUGAUUCCUUUCUUGAACUAGCCAGAUCCCAUUAUGGAUUUCAGAGUUAUGGCCCCUGAAAGGGCCAGAAUUAGCUAUUUUGACCUUGUCUGCACAAUAGCAGCUUCAUUUAUGAUUUUAUUUUAACCAAACUUGCACACAACUUGUAUCACCAUAAGAUCUUGGUUCCUUUCUUGAACUGGCGAGAUUCCAUUAUGGGUUCCAGAGUUACGGGCCCUGAAAGGGCCAGAAUUAGCUGUUUUGACCUUGUCUGCACAAUAGCAGCUUCAUUUAUGAUUUGAAUUUAAUCAAACUUGUACAAAACCUGUGUCACCAUAAGAUCUCAGUUCCUUUCUUGAACCGGCCAGAUCCCAUAAUGGGGUCCAGAGUUAUGGCACCUGCAUGGGCCAAAAUUAGCUAUUUUGACUUUGUCUGUACAGUAGCAGCUUCAUUUAUGAUUUGAUUUUAACCAAACUUGCACACAACUUGUAUCACCACAAGAUCUUGCUUCCUUUGUUGAACUGGCCAGAUUCCAUCUUGGGUUCAAGAGUUAUGGCCCCUUAAGGUCCAAAAGCGGCUAUUUUGGCUUUUGCAGCCAUAUAGAGACUUCAUUUAUGGUUUUAUUUGAUACAAACUUCCAAGAUAUCUUCAACAACAAUAAAUCUUGGAUUCCAUGACAAAUCAGAUCCAGUCGUAGGUUCCAGAGUUAUUUUAUAUCUUAUUACCUCCCCUGAUUGUAAUCAAAAUGGAUUUAUAUCAGUAAGUACUAAUUUGAAAUUUCAUUAUUGUUAUUAGUUGUACUGAGACAAUCAGGAUAGAUAACUAUGGACUGAUUUUAUGUCAAAUUACCCCCCUUUAUUUCAAAUUAAAAUGGGUAUAUCUCCGUAACUAAUGAAGAUACUGAUCUGAAAUUUCAUUUAUGCCAACAUAUUUAUUUGGCAGAUCCUUCUUUUGUUCACUUAGAUUUUUUUUUUUUUAAUUACUUUCCUUUUACAUUACUAUAAAUAGCUUAUUUUUAGUAACUUUUUUAUUAUUGGCCAUAGGGAAAAACCGAGACCACUUUUCUGUGAUACAACAUGGAUGGUACCUCCAAUUUUUAGGUGUUUUUUGACAUAUCUAUACCUUGUAAGAAUUUUUUUUCUUUUUUUUGGUUAAAUUUCUUCCCUUUGUUGUUCCUGUCCUUUGGAUUUAGACAUUUUUUCUGAGGACCUUUUUGUCCUCAAGUGCAAUGAUAACAGGUGAGCGAUAUAGGGCCAUCAUGGCCCUCUUGUUUAAAAAUCAUGCCCCCUUUUCGACUUAACAGUUUUUGGUUAAGUUUUUGUAUGUAAGCUGGUAUCUCGGUACCCACAAUGGGAAUGGAUUGAAACUUCACACAUUUGUUCACUAUCAUGAUCUGACAUGUACUGUGCAGGUCCCAUAAGUCUACUUUGCUUUUUUUCAAAAUUAUGCCCCUUUUUCGACUUAGCAGUUUUUGGUUAAGGUUUUGUAUGUAAGCUGGUAUCUCAGUAUCCACUAAUGGGAAUGGGUUGAAACUUCACACACUUGGUCACUGUCAUGAUCUGACAUGCACUGUGCAGGUCCCAUAACUCUACUUUGCAUUUUUUUCAAAAUUAUGCCCCCUUUUCAAUUUGGCAGUUUUUGGUUAAAUUUUUGUAUGUAAGCUGGUUUCUCAGUACCCACUAAGGGGAAUGGAUUCAAACUUCACACACUUGUCCACUGUCAUGAGCUGAUAAACACUGUUCAUAUUCCAAAACCCUGUUUCCCAUUUUUACAAAAUUAUGCCCCUUUUUCGACUAUUGUAUUAAUUCAAUUGACAAGGCUGUUGAAUAGUCGAGCAUUGCUGUCCUCCGACAGCUCUUGUUACAAAAUUAUGUCCCUUUUUAGCUAGACUAUUCAUAGAAUAGGUAGAGCUAUUGGACUCACCCAUGUGUUGGCGUCCACGUCCGAGUCGGUGUCCCGAUUUGGUUAAGUUUUUGUAUGUAAGCUGGUAUUUCAGUAACCACUUGUGGGAAUGGAUUGAAACUUCACACACUUAUUCACUGUGAUAAACUGACUUACAGUGCACAGGUCCAUAACUUUUUUGCUUUUUUACAAAAUUAUGGCCCUUUUUCGACUUAGGAAUAUUUGUUUAAGGAUUUGUAUGUAAGCUGGUAUCUCAGUACCCACUAAUGGGAAUGGAUUGAAACUUCACACAAUUGUCCAUUGUCAUGAGCUGAUAUGGAUUGUACAGGUUCCUUAACCCUGUGUUGCAAAUUUACAAAAUUAUGCCCCUAUUUGGACCUUAAUAUUCAUUUGCUUGACAGGGCUGUUGAAUAGUCGAGCAUUGCUGUCCUCAGACAGCUUUUGUUGUAGAGCCUGCUUGCGGAAGCGAAGACACCGUUGUCCAAAUGGCUGUUCAGUGUGUGUGCUUGCAUUCGUCUGGACUUGUUUGUCCGGACCAUAAGUUCGACAUGCAUAGAGCAAUCUUGCUUAUAUUUGGCAUGAAUGUUAACCUCAGUGAGACGGAGUGUCUUGUGCUAACCCCAGGUUCCUGUCUCCAAGGUCAAGGUCACAGUUGGAGUUCAAAGGUCAGGUCAGAUCUUGUCUGGCCCAUAACAUUGACAUGCAUUGAGGAAUCUUGUUUAUAUUUGGCAUGAAUGUUUAACUCAAUGAGACAGAGUGUCCUGUGCAAGCAUUGGGUUCCUAUCUCAAAGGUCAAGGUCACAGUUAGUGGUUAAAGGCCAUAACUUUCAGAAGUAUGGAGCAAUCUCUUUUUUUCCUUGGCGUUAAUGUUCACCUCUAUGAGACAGUGUCGUGUGCAAACCUCGGGUCCCUUUCUCAAAGGUCAAGGUCACACUUGGGGGGUCAAAGGUCAUUUAAGACAGCUGGUGGGCUCGACAUGUUGCCUGUGGGUAUCUAGUUUGUUUGUUAGCAGUUUAGUUUCCACUAAAUAUUUUGAGAACCCCCUUGACCUACACUCUACAAACCUGUCAGGUGCAUUGCUCAAAGACAUUUGGUGACCCUAGAGAUUUUAUGAUGAUUGGGUCAAAGGUCAGUCUCAGUAACUUUUGAGUCCACUCAGUAUCCUUGAUCUUUUUCCUCAGUUUGGAAGGUACAUGGAUGACCCAUACUGAUUUUGAUGUCAGUGUGUCAAUGGUCGUGGUCACAGUGACUGUUCGUACAAAAACCAUUUCCACUGCAUAUCUUAAAAUACUUUUACCUACAAUCCUCAGACUUUGUAGGUACAUUGCUCAUGGGCAGUGGAUAAACCGUAUUGAUUUCAGUAUAGAUAGUUUAAAGGUCAAUGUCACAGUGACAGUAAACAAAUGUUUCUGCUCACUAUCUUGAAAAUGCUUGACCUGUGAUCCCCAGUUGGACAUUGUCCCUAUCAAGUUCCAGGUCAGUAAGUAAGAGAUCAUGGUAACUGACCAUUUAUACAAAAAGCCCAAAAAGCCCAUUCACCAUGUAUUCUUAACUAUGAGGAUUUUAGUCAAAGGUCAAAAACUGUGAUACAAAGUGGUCAGAUAGACAAUUAUUUACUUUAUACUACUUAAUCUCUCAAGGGUGUUAUUUAAUAUCAUAAGCAUUUUAUCACCUUCAGUGGUUUUAACCAAAUUUUACUGAUGUGAGUACCAGAUGUAUUUCACUAUUAAAUUUUAACAAUCAUGUAAAAGUUUUGGUUUCAAUCCUUUCACGAUUCAGCAGAUACUACCUCCACUAUUCCUAGUCCUACUUAAACAUCACUUUAACCUGGUGUUGAAAUUAUUAUCAUGUUGAGUGCUUAGUUAACACUUGUACAAAAAGAUUGCCCGACACUGAUAUAUCAUAGGUAUUGUUACACUAAAUUGGAAUAAAAAACUUUGGCGUCUGUGAUGAGCUGCUAACACCAACCUAUCAACACUGAUCUUCCCUGAAAAAACUCGUUAAUGACUAGCCAAAGAGUGCCUUUCAUACAUAGAGCUCUGAAUUCGGCUACCCCUAUCGGGCCUCAGUUAUAACAGCAGCAUGUCAAUACAUGCAGUCAGCUGUUUAGACGGAGUAGAGGCUAUGACUACUUUCAGACCAUUAUUUUGUUCACUUUACCAGUUGUUUUUAUUAACACAUUAUACAACAGAAUGAAUAACAUAACACCAGGAUUGUUGUUAGA